Messenger RNA from Adineta ricciae, 1206 nucleotides. NCBI's taxonomy places the organism in Eukaryota, Metazoa, Rotifera, Eurotatoria, Adinetida, Adinetidae. The record is from the annotation of a GenBank genome assembly.
AUGAAUGAUGAUCCAAUUGAACGUGGCAUUGAAACCAUUCCAAAAGAUUGUGAUUUAUUGAACGUUAUUAUUGAUGACAGUUUAACAGAUAGUUGGGAAGAAGAUAUUGAAAUUGACGUUAAUGAUCCAACAUUAUCCAAAGAACAAAAAUUAAUAUUAUCAUUGAUGGCCAAGUGUCGGAAAUUAAUCCUUAUGAUUAAAAAAUCGUCUGUUUUUAGUGAUUAUAUUAAAAAACAACGUAAAUUAUCAAAUAUAAAACGUGAUUUAAUACAACGUACAAGAUGGAAUUCAACAUAUUUGAUGAUCCAUUUAUUAAAGGUUUUACGUUCAACUAUUGAAAAGUUGUUUCGAGAUAAGCAUUCUUUAACCAAAAAUUGUGAACAACUUCAGAAACAUAAUAAACUUGAAUUAACAAGUUCUGAAUGGAAUUAUUUAGAAGAACUGUGGAAGGUUCUUCAUGGUUUUUAUUGUACUACUAUACCUAUAUCUGGAAGAAAUUAUUGUAUCAUUGGUGCAUCAUUUUUUGUAUUAAUGCGAUUGAAGGCAUAUUUGUUCGAAGAUCGAAAAGAUAGUUUAUUCAUCAAGCGUUUGAAAAAAUUAUUAUUGACAAAAUUUAUACAAUAUUAUGAAAUAGAUCGAAAUCAAAUGGACAUCUUGAAACUAUUCGAUGUUGACAAGCGUGGUGUAGAACAGCACGUUAAACAAACAUUAAAUAAUGAAUCUAUAAAUGUAAACAAUCAAUCAUCGUCAUCAUCAUCAUCAUCACAAUUAAAUACAUCUUCAACGACUACAGUUGAUAUAAUCAAUUCUACUACAACAUUAUCCACAACACAUUCUUCCCAAAAGAAAAAAGUAACAGCUAUGGAAACUUUCCUAAUGACUAUUGGCGAUACUAGUUAUUCUACACCAGCUCCUACAAAUCGUGCAUCUAUUAUAGAAGAAAUUUAUAAUUAUCGAUUAUUACUUGGCAAAUUCAAUCAUGAUCGUAUUCCAGAUGUAUCAGCGUUUGUCGAAAUUUGGACAAUCUAUGGAGGUGCACUUCCUUCUCUCUUUAAACUCGCUAAAGAAUUCAAUUGUACACCAGCAACAAGUGUUGCUUCUGAAGCUGCUUUUGCAGCUCGAAAAGAACGUUCACGAAUAUCACCAGAAAAUCUAUCAGCUGCAAUUUUUUUGAAAGUAAGUUGCGCAUUACAAACGAACGUUUAA